Molecule: messenger RNA, 836 nt
Organism: Papilio xuthus (Asian swallowtail)
Lineage: Eukaryota; Metazoa; Arthropoda; Insecta; Lepidoptera; Papilionidae
Product: putative cysteine proteinase CG12163
Exons: 2
Coding region: 48-314 (88 amino acids)
Source: RefSeq, a predicted model, not a curated record
UCCCCUCGCGUCAAGUUAGUCGGUCUCUGUCGCUCAACGUGACCGUAAUGGCGACGAGUGCAUCGGAGCGGAAUAAACCGUUUUACGACGUCAACGACGCCGAAGCGCUUUUCGAGAAAUUUGUCAAAGAUUUCGACAAAAAUUACAAAGAUGACGCAGAUAGAGAAGAACAUUAUCAAGCAUUCAUCAAAUCACUGCAUCGAAUCAAUGAAAUGAACUCAAAAGAUGGCUCCGCGACGUACGGCAUAAAUAAAUUCGCAGAUUACACAGAAGAGGAAACAAAACAAAUGCGCGGGUUGACGAAACGCAAUUGAUGUGAUGAUCUCGAAAAAACUCAAAAUUACGAUUAGAUUAUAAGUUAGUAUGUAUUGAAAUAAAAUUAUAAAGUUAUCGUGUAUAACAAAAUAUUAUUUUACCCAGUUUUAUAACUUUUGGGAUUCGCCGUAUAUUAUAAAAGAUAAGCGACCGAGAAAAGGUCGGAUGUAGCAAAGGAUGUACGAGCAAACAUGGAGCGACUAAAAUAUAACUUUGGAUCCACGCUGUCGAAGAUAAUAUCCUUAAUUACGACUAUGUUCAUCUAUUUCAAAGUAAUUAAUGUAUAUGGUAUAGAUAAUAUGAAACAUAUUAAUCUAAGCAAAAUAUCGAACAUGAAGUUGUAUUAAAUAAAGUUUUCAAUUUUGCAAAAUUUUAUAAAUGAAAUAUUCAUGUUAACGAAGUCUUGUAAACAAUUUAAUUGGUAUAAAUUUCUCCGAGUAAAUUAUUAUUCGUAGAAGUUCUAUUUUUUUGUAAUUACGGUGUAUAAGGGUAAGGGUUUUAUAUAAUUAAAUUUUCAUAUC